This is a messenger RNA of Notolabrus celidotus (New Zealand spotty), 3365 nucleotides long. RefSeq names its product collectin-12-like. The transcript is spliced from 10 exons. Bases 300 to 2522 code for a protein of 740 amino acids. Lineage: Eukaryota; Metazoa; Chordata; Actinopteri; Labriformes; Labridae. The record is from RefSeq and is a predicted model, not a curated record.
AUGUAACUUAACACUAUAGUAACAGGCAGAACUCCUUCCUCCUAGAGUGCAGCACUUCUGGACAAGAACAUCACAUCACUCCUGCACAAACUUACCUAAAGAGAAGCGAGUGAAGACAGAGGAUGGGACUUUAAACUGAAGCUUCAACAUGAAGACAGACUUUUAAUGUGACCUCUUACAUUAGUGUGUGCGUCGUUUCUCGGUGGAGCAACUUUACGCGUUUGCACUGGAUGCUGAGAUGCGCAGAAAGUGACAGCGGUCCUCAUCUCUUCUACAGUCCUUACGAGUUAUAAAACGCCAUGAAAGACGACUUUGCAGACGAGGAGGAAGUACAGUCUUUUGGAUACAAGAGGUUUGGGAUCCAGGAGGCCACCCAGUGCACCAAGUGUAAGAAUGAAUGGGCGCUGAAGGCCUCCAUAGCUCUGCUCUACCUGCUGUGUACUCUCCUCACCAUCGCUGUUGCUGUGCUGGGAUAUAAAGUCGUACAAAGAGUGGACAGUGUGUCCGAAGGUAUUGCCAACUAUGGAGGAAAAAUUGUUGCUGUUGAGACUGACCUGAAAAAGCUUGAUGAUCAAGCAGGGGAGAAGUCAGAAAAUACCACCACUGAGAUCCAGGCCUUUAAGAACAACAUCUGGAGUCUUCAGAGGCAGCUGUCUGCGGUGGAGGAACGUAUCCACAGUGAUCAAGUUAAGCUGAGUCAGCUGCAGAACAUUGACUCAAACAUACAGAACAGCCAGGGCUCCAUCCAGGGACUAGUGGAUAGCAACACUGCCACCUUGCACUCUGUGAAUGGCACCCUGUGGUCUUAUGGCACCAUCAUAGAGGGGCUGCAGGAUGACACAGUAAGGCUGCAGAGAGAACUCCAGCAGCAGGUAAAACUUCAAGACCAGGCGCUGCUAAGCAUCAGCAGACUAAACUUCACGCAGGCCCAGCAGAGAGGCUUCAUCUCUGUUCUGCAGCGCUCAGUGGACGACACCAGCCAGGCCAUCCAGAAAAUGCGCAAUGACUUUCAGAGCAUGGAGCAGACAACCAGACAAGCACGAGCCGAUGCUGAGUGGCUUCGUAAUAAAGUGGAGAACCUACAGGUCAUGGCCAGCAAUGUCUCAGCUCUUGCUAAGGCAAACAACGACAGCCUGGACGACGUUGGAUCACAGCUUGCUUCUAUAGCCAAUCAACUCCAGAACACCAGCAGCCUCGCUGAUGCUCACGACCAAACUCUGAGAGAGAUUUUAGACCAGCAGAGGGACUUCAGUAACCUCACAUCCACUAAGUUUGACCGGCUGGAGGUGCGGCUGGAUGAGACGGAGCAGAGUAUGGACCGUGUAACCGGCAACAUCAGCUUCACCACACAACUCCUGGGCGCCAUCAACCUUAACCUGAACGGGUUACGCUCUUGUUCGGAGGCAGUUGGCCGUCACUCAGACUUCCUGCUUAUCCUCAACAACAGCAUGACAGAUGUCAGGACAGACUCAGACAGUCUGAGGUCCCAGCAGGAAGAGCUGGCAGCACGUGUUGACAAGGAGGUCACAAGCCUUUCUGUUGUCAUGGAGGAAAUGAAGCUGGUGGACACCAAACACUCACAGCUAAUAACCAACUUCACCAUCUUACAGGGACCUCCUGGACCCAGAGGACCAAGAGGGGACAAAGGGCCUCAGGGAUCAUCUGGUCAGACUGGCCAGAAGGGAGAAAAAGGUGAUAAGGGUUUACCAGGGAUACGUGGAUCUCGAGGAGAGCAAGGAACCCAAGGACCACCAGGUCUGCCAGGCUUGAAGGGCCUUCCCGGCGUACCUGGCAGCCCCGGCUCCAAGGGCUCACGAGGGUCAGGGGGGAGGGCCGGCCCUCCUGGAACUAAAGGGGAGCCAGGUACCUCUGGUCUUCCUGGGAGAGAUGGACAGCCUGGUCCCCAGGGGGCACAGGGCCCGCCAGGUAUCAGAGGCUCAAUGGGACCAGCUGGGGAGCAGGGGCCAAGGGGACUACCAGGACCAGUGGGGCCUCCAGGGCAACAAGGACCCCCAGGACAACCAGGAAUCCCAAUCCGGGUUCCAUUAGUUCCUUUGGGACCUGUUUCUCUGCAGGACGAGGCAGUAGCCCCCACACUAUGGGCCCCAGGUUGCCCCCCUGAGUGGGUAAAUUACAGAGACAAAUGCUACUUUUUCUCCAAAGACCUGCACAGUUUCGAUGAUGCAAAGGCAUCGUGUGAAUCUACAUCUGCUUCACUAGUGAUCAUAAACGAUAUGGAGGAACAGAAAUGGUUGAAGAAGCAGACCUUUGGAAAGGGUUAUUUCUGGAUGGGUCUGACCGACAGGGAGGUGGAAAACGUUUGGCGCUGGAUGGAUGGGACUGAACCUGUUUUCACAAAGUGGAAACCUGGUCAGCCUGACAACUGGGGCCAUGGGCAUGAAACGGGAGAAGACUGUGCAGGGCUCAUCCAUGAGGGGUUGUGGAACGAUUUCUUCUGUGAAGAUCUCAUAAGCUACAUCUGUGAGAAGGACAUGGAAACCUCAAGAUCGCCUGGAUCAUAGCAACGUCUGGAGAGGAAGCUUGCAGCGAGCAGCUAGACUUCCCCCAUGUGGUACUGGUCCACUGACACAGCACAUGGAGAGUCCGUACGGAGAGAGCAAAGGGACAAUCUUGAAAUGAGCGUAAGGUUGAGGCAGACAUUGCUCCAAAAGCUUAAGAGAUGCCUUUCUCCUCCAAAGUGAGCCCAGUUUAACUUUACCAGCAAGUGCAAUACAGCGGGGCAAACAAAGAAGGAGGACUUACCAAAUCAUCAUUAGAUUUAUAUAAAUCUAAAUAUUUUUAUGGUUAUUUGAAAUACAUUUUAUAAAUCUGUAUUCCAUGUGCAACUGAAUAUCUGAAUGUAUAUUUCAUUAUGUAAUUUUUGAAGGAAAUUAUGAACUUUAUGAAGCCAAGAGGACUUACCUUAGUACUUUUCAUAAAACGUCUUUAAAUAGAGGUGCAAAAUGAUGCGCAAAACACAAAAUGUCGCUGAUAUGCUGUCUUUAAUGAGGAACCUGUUAUCUUAGCUCAUGAAUGUUCAUAUAGCAUUUUCAUUUUUACCAGUAGAAACCUAUUUACACAUAAAUGCAAAAAAAAAAAAAAAAAUCCACAAUCAAUUUAAGUUUGUAGUUCAAAGACUGCACGUUUACACUUUCAUAAUCCCUGUAUGAUACAGUAUUAUGUGAUUAUAAAAUUAAUUUCCACUAUUAUAGCUGCUGAUGUGUUUAUGAAUAUGAAUCUGUGGAUCCUACCUAAAAGUACACAACGUGCCAUUUUCUCCUCUCAGGUCCUGUAAAGAAAAAACACUUGAGUUUAUACAACACUCCGACAGAUGAAGGAAACAAAUAAAUCUGUAAAACCUGGAA